This is a messenger RNA of Pantherophis guttatus, 3126 nucleotides long. Lineage: Eukaryota; Metazoa; Chordata; Lepidosauria; Squamata; Colubridae. The record is from RefSeq and is a predicted model, not a curated record.
UCGCCUUCCCUCGGAGGAUCGGAGCGUCGCCGCUCUGUGAGAGGGCGGGAAGCACCCGAGGCUGCUAUUCUAAUUUGUCUUUUCCUCUCCUGCCUGCUCUUUUCUGCGUUUUGUAUGGUUGCAGUUGGGAAAUUGGGUGAGCACAUCGGUUCCUGCUCCCGAACUACCUUCUCCACUUUGCCUCCUGAUUUAUUUCCGAGCAAUAGAAGUCUGCUCUCCUCAGAAGACCGAGAAACAACGGCUGCGAUACUUUAAUAAUUAUUUAAUAAGAAGUAACCCUCCCGCCAUCUGAAGUAACCAUCCUCUUCCUCCUCCUACUAUUUUUCACCCUUGACACCCCCCUCGCCCCUCCUCCCCCCAUGCCACUGGAUGCUGAAGACGGAUUGGGAAUUUGUAAGCGAUGCAAGUCCGAUAAAGCUGGAGUCUCCAGCCGGGACGUGGAGCAGGUUCGCUAGGUAGUUCCUUAAAGAAGCGGGUCUGCAGUUUUCAAAUCUCCUAGUUUACAAAGCCUAAUUUUGAUACUUUUUUGGAAUAAAAUGCUAAUUUCCAAAUUCUUCAGAUUUCUUCAUUAAGCAAGUUGUUUUUUAAAAACGCAUUUGGAGACAGAAAGAAAAGGAAAAAUGGAUUUGAGACCCUUGCUGCAGAUCGGUGCAUUUCCAGUAUUGAUUAGCUGUGGUGAUGCAGUGGUUAGAAUGCAGUAUUGACAUCUUGACUCUGCCUAUUGCCAGGAGCUUGAUCCUGACUGGCUCAAGUAUGACUCAGCCUUCCAUCCUUAUGAGGAUGAAUAAAAGAUACUUGCAGAAAGCAACAAAAGGAAAACUGCUAAUAAUAAUAUUUGUUGUAACACUGUGGGGGAAAAUAGCAUCUGGGGCAAAUCACAACAAAGCUCAUCAUGUUAAAACUGGAACUUGUGAAGUGGUGGCUCUCCACCGAUGUUGUAAUAAGAACAAAAUAGAAGAAAGAUCACAGACAGUCAAGUGCUCCUGCUUUCCUGGGCAGGUAGCAGGUACCACUCGAGCAGCUCCUUCUUGUGUUGAUGCCUCAAUUGUAGAACAAAAAUGGUGGUGCCAUAUGCAACCAUGUCUUGAAGGGGAGGAAUGCAAAGUUCUCCCAGAUCGAAAAGGAUGGAGCUGUUCAUCUGGGAAUAAAGUGAAAACAACAAGGGCCAACGUGUAAAACCAUUCAAGAACAAGGCGAUUUCUGCAGUGCCUGAUGACAAUUUUUGAUAUUCCACACACACAAAACGUUCUAUCUCCAUGUUUGGAGCAAUAGUUGUGAUGAAUCCUAGUCUUGGUCGGAUUCUCAGAAAGGGUCAGAAGGUGCGUUGAUGAGGAGAGAGUCAAAACUACUGAAAGAUGCUCCAGCCUUGGUUUGUUAUCAAAGAACAACAGCACAAAGUUCAGAAGCCAUCUCCAUGUGGAAACAAAGCCUCCCAUCGACCAGUUCGUUCUCACAGGGAGGGACUACUCAGGGUACCAUCAGUCAAAUUAUGCCGACUGGCGACUCCCAGGGGGAGGGCCUUCUCUGUGAGGGCUCCAACCCUUUGGAAUGAACUGCCCCCGGAGAUAUGGAAUAUCCCUGAUCUCCGUGUUUUCCGCCGUGCCCUCAAGACCCUGAUGUUCCAACAGGUAACUCGAUAGCAGAAAACAAACCACUUCAAACUCAAGAUUGAUAACAUUCAUUACAAAGAAGCUGGAAGUUUUCGUAGUUAAAGAUGAUCUUUGAGGUUUAGGUUAAAAUUGCUGGUACAAACUGGUUCAGUGAGCUAUAUGCUAUAAUCAACAGCUACUGGAGAUCAAUAGUGCAAGAAAGUCAGACAUACAAACUCUCUAAAAUAAAGAUUUCAAUGGAAAGAACUGUAUAAUUGUAAACACAAGAAGAAAAUACAUGCACUUUUUGGCAAAAAAAAGUGAAAAGGAUGCUAAAAGGAUGCUGAAAAAGUAGUAGUCUUUUUGAUCCUGGCCUUGGACUCAAAAUAUUUAACAUCAACAAACUAAUUCUUUGAAAUGUACUGGUAUAGCUUAUUUGAAAUAUUUCCAGUUCUCUGUUCAAAUACUGGUGGAACUGUGCAUUGGUUUAUUCAAAUUACUAUUCCAAAAAUUAACUUCGGAUACAGCGCCGCCUUAGACACUUUAAUUUGAAUUCUAAUCUUGAAACUCCAAGGCUAUAUAUUUCAACACACUGAACUUGCUUUUCUUAUAGGAAUGUAAAUGUAAUAUCAUUGUUAAUUAUUAUUGUUGACAGAUAGUACUUAUCUGGACACAUCAUUCUUAUACUAAUAAAUCAUUAGUCAGAUGUCAUUUCCUACUCGGCUUCUGCAGUUCCUUACAACUGAAUAAAAGAUUGGUCAAAAAUGAAAAUUUUCUUUCAUACCCUUCCCAAUAUUUUAUUGUUAAAAUAUCUGUUUUGUAUAAUUUUAAAGAAAACAAUAUUCCUUGUAUGAACUUUAAUUUACGGAUUUAUAAACAUUAAGUCCUUAAGAAAUGGUAGUAAAUAAUAAUUAACAAUAAUUAAUUAGCUAGUCAUUUUAUGAAGGAAGACAGGGAUGCAUGUUAAAUUUUGUUCUGAAAUUAGAUGCUAUCCAUUCGAUUUUAAGAUUUCUUUUUUUAAAAAAAAAUAGAUGUCUUGUUUGGAUGCUGCCUGGAUGCAUAAGUAGAUGCUUAGAUGUUUAUUGAGAGGAUUUUUUUUUUUCAAAUUUAGAAACUAUUGAUGUUUUCAUGCCUACUUCAGAAAUGUUAGUUUAAUUUAGGGCUGGUUUGUUGAAUUGUUUUUUAUCUUCUAUUUUUUAAUUUCACUGUUUUUUUAAAAAAAAAAUUAAAUGCCUUAAACAGCAGUAAACUUUUUUCCCCUGAGUUAUUAUAGAAUGUAUAAUUUUAUAUGUCAUUUAAUAUAUAACAUGCUAUCUAGAAAUACUGAGGCUCUAAGGGCAGCUUGGUCUUAAGGAAGGCAAAGAGGGAAAUAAUCUAUAUUAUUUACUUUGUGAGUAAGAACAUGGAACAAAUUCAAUCCUGAUAGAAAUAACUGUUUCAAAAUCUCCAUUGUUUAAAUUAUGAAAAAGGUAAAUAGUUUUCAUUGCAAAUCCCUGACAUAAAUAAUUAGAAAUAAAUGAGUUAUAUGACGAAUGAA